This is a messenger RNA of Sycon ciliatum, 2174 nucleotides long. Its product is annotated as filamin-A-like. Bases 410 to 1306 code for a protein of 298 amino acids. Lineage: Eukaryota; Metazoa; Porifera; Calcarea; Leucosolenida; Sycettidae. Gene Ontology annotation, molecular function: actin filament binding. The record is from RefSeq and is a predicted model, not a curated record. The transcript has a single exon. Gene Ontology annotation, biological process: actin cytoskeleton organization.
GAUGAACAGUCGGCCCAGCCAGCUUCCAGGAGAUCUCCCUGGUGGGCGCGGUGCAUCUGGCAAGUAGCUCGCAGUACAGUUCGAGUUUUGGCAGCUCUGGUUCAGGUUGGGCCGAAUGCGAAAAUGCCAACGUCCACGUGGAGUGUUUUGCUGGUCGUGGCCAUAAGUUGCGACUGGCCUUGGCGAUCAGCAAGGCUUUUUUGUUUUCCUCCAUAGAGCAGGAGGAAGUUCGUAGCAAUUUGAAGAUUUGAGCCAGAUCAUCCCGAAAGCGGGUCGGCCAGAAACCAACGCUGAAAUAAUAAUAAUUGAUUGGCGGAGUAGGUCCGAGCCUGGAUCCAUAGCCUUCGGUGUGUCCGUGUGUCUGUGUGGGUGAGUGUUUUGAGGUGUGUGUUGUAGGUCUGAGCCGAGUAUGAGUUGCAAGGUGAGCGGACCCGCGUUGGUGUCGGGAGGUGUUCAAGGCCAGGAUGUCUGUGUACUGGUCGACACCACCGAAGCUGGAGGUGGCAAGCUGACUUAUCACGUAACGGGUCCGUCACGCACGGAGCUGUCGAAUCGCAUGCAAGACGAAUGUCCGGGCAUGUAUCAGGCCAGCUUCGUACCACAUCACGCUGGCGAAUACUCGCUAGACGUCCGUUUCAACGACGAACCCGUGCCUGGCAGUCCGUUCAGUAUCCAGGUGCGGUCCGACUCGAGCUACGAACCACCGAAGGGCAACGCUCAGAAAGUGGUGUGCAGCGGCGACGGCCUGAGCACGUGUCGCAUCAACCAGGCGGCGUACUUCUCCGUGGACUCGUCGCGCGCCGGCCUGGGCAGGCUGUCCAUGGAGAUGUCGGGGCCGUCGCAGCCGAGCAUCACGUACGCCGAUGAUGGCGCACCGGGUACGUUCCAGUACACGGUGUCGGCGCUGGGCGAUUACGAGCUGCACAUACGCUGGGGUGCGGAGGACGUGCCUCACUCGCCGUUCCAGAUCAGCGUGGAGGACGAGAACGGCGUGGUGCCGGUGAUCCAGGGCGAUCCGGCCAAGGUGCUGGCCACCGGCCUGGGACUGGACAUGUGCACGGUCGGCGAGACCAACAAGUUCACCGUGGACCCUCGCAACGCCGGCGCUGGCCACGUGUCCGUGACCGUGGAGGGUCCCGGUCACACUGGCGUACAGCUGCAGCACGCCGACGAUGGGACCAUCGACGUCAUGUACGCCCCGCCGGCCGACGGAGACUACACUAUCAAUGUCACGUUCUCUGGCAUUCACAUCGAGGGCUCUCCGUUCAACGCCACGGCUAUCGCCCAGCCGCCUCCUCUGAUUUAACGUAAUUACCCCCCCCCCCCACACACACACACCCCUUGUGUCGUAAUCUCGACCAACCCCUCCCCAUCUCUCCCUUGCAGAGCCAUUCUAUCGUAAAAGAAAAGUAGGAAUAUGAUUAUUGCGAUCUUUCUAUUUAGGUAGAGUGCCAGGCACUGGCAAUACAUUACCAAUAACUUCCACUGCGUUCUUGCGUACGUUCUUGCACCUAGUGCCCGUAGCACGUGCACCAUAAUUAUUAUGUGCACUUAUACAUUCGGGCUAGUGGUAUUAUCGCUAUGUGAUUACAUCUGGAACAAGAUAGGCUACCGUCAGGCAAUAUCGAAACCUGACCACCUGCUCACAAAUCCUAGUCUAGAAUACAGUGUUUUAUUAUAUUCCCAUACCCACCAGUUGAGAGUAGAGCCCACACGCUCUCUUCCAUUAACACUGCAGUAGUUCAACUCAUUUCACAAUUAUUACAACGUUUCGGCAAAUUGCCUUCAUCAGGUUCACAAAGGCAAUUUGCCGAAACAUUGUAGUAUUGUGAAAUGAGUUGAACAGCUGCAGUGUUAAUGGAAGAGAGCGUGUGGGCUCUACUCUCAACUGUUCAUGAAACUGCAGGAAGCCUCCCCACUUUUACCUACAUGUAUACCCAACCGCCCUAGUAAUGUCCUUCAGCCUCAUGCAUGACACAUGGACUAGCAGAACAGUGUGCAGAGUACGAGUGUGUAUGCAAUUGAGAACUGUACAAGUGUAGGAACGAGAAAAUGUACAUUUUUCUUGCUGUAUAAUCAAGUAAAAAAAACUAGGUAAAAUUCAUCGCACUCUCUACAUUGGUUUAGUUUUCACUUCCAGAGUAAUAACUUCUAAUAAGCAGUAUACUAGUGUA